ACCUACUCGAGGCCACGUACCUGUUUACAGCUUCUCGUUGUAGGAUGCAACAAUAACAAGUUGCAAAUGAGUAAAAAGGGUAAAAAUAACCUCGGUCACCAGCCGCUCGGUAAUCGCCAUUUUAUCAUUAAACCUGUCAUGCGACUUCUUACCCGUUUAAAAAACUAAUGACAUUGACACUGACAGCGAUCCUCUGUACUACAUACGGAUGAUAAAUGCCGGGCAUUGCCAGGUGGGGCGAUAACCUCCCUGCCGAACUAUGUCGAAAUCGAGAGCUUGUAAGAAUUUGUUUAUUGAUGCGUAUUACGCACGCAAAUACAAGCGUGUAGUCCGUACUGCUUAACCCUCGGAUAGGUUAUUCCGUUAUUGUCGCCGAAAGUCAAACGAGAAGGUAGUCGAUUUUCAUCAACGAUUAUUGCAAAUCGCGAUUUCUCUCUCAUCUCUCUCACACAGUUUAUUUCUGCUUGAAAGUCGAACGUUCACACCUUUUCCUUCAAAAGGAUUUCAAAAAAUGGAUUAUUAACAGAUUGUUGAAUUCAUUGCCAAUAAGGAAACAUGCUGUAUUUACGGAUACUUUGCCGUGCUAAAGACAGAUCCACUGCACUAUUGGUAAAGCCAGCGGGAUAUGGCUCAUUGUACGUUCUGAAGAAUAAAUAUCUAUUGCACAAACGAGCGUACCAUUCGUCACGUGAAAACUUUUCAAAAGAUGGAUAUAAGAAGUAUAUUGGAUGUAUUGGGGUGGUAUCGAUACUCGGAUUUUACUAUUACUAUACAUCGAGCAAGUGGAGAGCUUUUGCUCGGGAACAUGGGAUUGAGUCACACUCUAGACAAACCUCUAGUCCUGGAGAAUUUGACUCGAGCUAUAAAUCUUAUACUUUGUCAGAGGUGGCUAAACAUGACAAUAAGAAUGACGGUAUUUGGGUGACGUACAAGCAAGGUGUCUAUGACAUAACAGAUUUUAUUGAGAAGCAUCCUGGUGGUGCUGGAAAGAUAAUUAUGGCUGCUGGUGGCUCCAUUGAACCAUUUUGGAUGAUAUUUUCUAAUCACAAUAAGCGUGAUAUCCACGAUCUGCUGGAAUCGAUGCGAAUUGGAAAUAUUUCCAAGGAAGAAGCAUCAACUGCCAUUGAAGGAAUGGAGGAUCCUUAUGCGAAUGAUCCACAGAGGCACAAGAUUUUAAUAAUAAAUAACCCGAAACCAUUCAAUGCAGAAACACCUGCACCGUUGCUAGUUGAGAGUUUUCACACACCCUCGGAUCUUUUCUACGUUAGAAAUCACCUUCCAGUUCCUGACGUAGAUCCUCAAACUUAUGAACUUGAAAUAGCGAUAGAAGAGGAUACCAAGAAAGUACUGAGGCUAGAUGACAUUAAGAAAUAUCCAAAGCACACUGUGAGCAGUGCGAUAAUGUGUGCUGGUAACAGACGAUCAGAGAUGGCAAAGGUAAAGGCAGUAAAAGGACUGAGCUGGAGUGUCGGAGCUGUUGGAAAUGCAACGUGGUCAGGAGCCAAACUGUGCGAUAUUUUAAACGAACUAAACGUCAAAGAGGAAGACUAUGAGCACAUACAAUUCGAAGGACUUGACUUGGACCCUAUGAACUCACCUUACGGCUCUAGUAUACCGAUAAGCAAAGCAAUAGACCCUAAAGGGGACGUUAUAUUAGCGUAUGAAAUGAAUGGGGAGCCACUGCCCAGAGAUCAUGGAUUUCCUAUAAGAGUUGUUGUUCCUGGAGUGGUGGGAGCGAGGAAUGUAAAAUGGCUAGGUCGAAUCAUUGUAUCAAAGCACGAAAGUGAAUCACAAUGGCAGCAGGGUGACUACAAGGGAUUUUCACCAAGCACUGAUUGGGACACUGUUGAUUUCUCCAAAUCACCUGCGAUACAGGAAUUGCCAGUAAUUUCUGCAAUCUGUACUCCGCAACCUGGCGAUCAAGUCGUAGUCCAAAAUGGGAAAAUUAAAGUAGCAGGAUAUGCAUGGUCAGGUGGAGGCCAAAAAAUAGUUAGAGUCGAUGUGACGAUCGAUGGUGGCGACACCUGGCAUACAGCCGAAUUUGUGGCCCAAGAUUUAUCUAAACCUGGACGUCACUGGAGUUGGACGUUGUGGCAAGUUGAAAUUCCGGUCAAAGAAGGGGAUAAGAAUGUUGAAAUUUGGGCUAAGGCUGUAGAUUCGAUGUACAAUGUUCAGCCGGAAUCAUUUAAGAACAUCUGGAAUCUUAGAGGUGUACUAAAUAACGCUUAUCACAGAGUUAAAAUUGAUUUGAAAUAAAAAAAAUAAAAUACACAACUCACAAUCAGUUGGAUGAUUAAGAAGUACCUAAUUAAAAUCAAUAUCCUCAAUCGGCAUGGUAGAUAGAAACAUUACGGAAUUUUAUUACCUAUCAAAGUCUAUAUCAUAAUUCUAAUUAUUGGCACUAAUUUGAUUUAUAAUACACUUCACUCAUCUGGUGCCGAGUGGUUUGGUCGUCGUUCGUAGUACGCAUGUAAUCUAUGACGCCCUCGAAACUCAAAUUCAGCUGUUUAUCUUCGUAAAGAUCAUGUAUUUCAAAAAUUGGUCUGGGCUCAGUGGAUCUUUUUCCAACCACUACGAUAUAUGGAUACCCAGUUUUCCUCGCAUCGAUCAUACGUUUACCAAUUGUGAAA
Messenger RNA from Diprion similis, 2630 nucleotides. It is a transcript of the gene shop, whose product is annotated as sulfite oxidase, mitochondrial. Lineage: Eukaryota; Metazoa; Arthropoda; Insecta; Hymenoptera; Diprionidae. The record is from RefSeq and is a predicted model, not a curated record. Bases 556 to 2256 code for a protein of 566 amino acids. The transcript is spliced from 7 exons. Gene Ontology annotation, molecular function: molybdenum ion binding; oxidoreductase activity; heme binding. Gene Ontology annotation, cellular component: mitochondrion.